AUGGCUGCAAAAAAUGGAAUCACCGACCGGACGCCUCGGACGCUGGGUGUUCGAGCUCCAGCAGUACGAUUUCGACGUACGAUACCGCCGCGGGGUGUUAAACCGGGUCGCAGACGCAUUGUCGCGUCACCCGGCUACCUGCGCCGCCAGACGCCAGGAAUGCUCCUGCCUGGACUUCAAGGACAGCCACCCGGACGAGCAGUGGAAACGUUGCAUACCCAAGGAGGACCGGAGGAAGAUAUUACAGCAAUACCACGACGCCCCCAUCGCCGGGCACUUGGGCAUCGCGAAAACCAUCGCCCGGAUUGCCAAGAGAUAUUACUGGCCGGGGAUGUUGCGCGAGAUUGCCGGUUACGUACGAGCCUGCCAGAACUGCCAGGUCCACAAGGUCGCUCAGCAACGACCGGCCGGGGCACUGCACUCUACGUACGUCGGCCGACCCUGGGAACAAGUGACGCUGGAUCUCGUCGGUCCGUUGCCACGUUCGCACCAAGGACAUACGUGGCUUUUCGUCCUCCAAGACCGUUCACGAAAUGGGUAGAGCUUGUGCCGUUGCGCCGAGCUACCGCCGCCGCCGUCACCAAGGCACUGACCGAGCGCAUUCUCCUGCGACACGGCCGACCCGAAUCCGGGUUGCUAUCGGACAACGGGACACAGUUGAGAUCCAUCCAGUUGGAGGAGCGCCUACGAGCAUGGGAUAUCCGGCAUAUCACCGUACCGGCUUACUCGCCUCAUUGCAAUCCGGUCGAGAGAACGAACCGCACCGUCAAGACGAUGAUCACCCAGUACAUCGACAAAGAUCAUCGAGCCUGGGACGAACACAUACCGGCCUUGCAAUUCGCCUACAACACGGCACUCCACGACGCGACCAGAUACACGCCGGCUUUCCUAAAUUACGGGCGCGAAAUGCAAGCCCCGGAAGACACCGAUCCGCAGACCACAGUACCGGACGCGCCUGACGUCAUCCGGAACAAGCUCACCGAGGCAUACGAAGUGAUGAAGCUCCAUUUGGCGCAAGCCUUCCAGCGCCAGAAACGCCAUUACGACCUCCGGCGUCGGCCUUGGAAACCGAACGUCGGUGAAUGGAUGUGA
This is a messenger RNA of Camponotus floridanus (Florida carpenter ant), 1092 nucleotides long. RefSeq lists its product as uncharacterized. Gene Ontology annotation, molecular function: nucleic acid binding. Gene Ontology annotation, biological process: DNA integration. The transcript is spliced from 2 exons. NCBI's taxonomy places the organism in Eukaryota, Metazoa, Arthropoda, Insecta, Hymenoptera, Formicidae. The coding region runs from base 1 to 1092 and encodes 363 amino acids. The record is from RefSeq and is a predicted model, not a curated record.